This is a messenger RNA of Fusarium redolens, 450 nucleotides long. RefSeq lists its product as uncharacterized. Bases 1 to 450 code for a protein of 149 amino acids. The transcript has 3 exons. Lineage: Eukaryota; Fungi; Ascomycota; Sordariomycetes; Hypocreales; Nectriaceae. The record is from RefSeq and is a predicted model, not a curated record.
AUGUCUUUCUGUUAUGGUGAUAUACACGGUCCCAGCUGGAAGAGACAUAAUCCAGCCCCCCCUCCAACUACAACAGAAGAGGGAGAAAACUCAUCCAAAGCCCACUAUCAAGACAAAAGGAUCUCUGUAAGCCUCACCAACCAAGAUCUUGGCGAUGCAUGGGAAACAACUGUUUGCCACUCUAAGUGGGACUCAUCGGAAUUCCGAACUAAGCUGGAGAAUGAGCUGCGUGGCAAUGGACCUCCGGCUGUUACCAACGCCAAAGAUGGGAGCCAGCAUUUGAUACUCUAUCGAUCCAGGCACAUUUCCCUCACAAGCAAGGUCCAGAAGGGCCGGUCACCAGCGCAGAUCGGGCUAGACAUGCUUGUCCAUCUGAAUCGGGUCAGGGAUCACGUAUGCACAGAUAGCUACCAGGGUCAUGUCGUCUCUGUCGACCCAACCCUCUUCUGA